GACGUGUGCGCUGGCGCGUUAGAUGCGCGUGCGCGUGCUGCCGGCGCGAACGCGUUCCAUUUUCGAAUAUUUUUACUUUUUAAAACCGUUUGUAACGUGCCAGUGCGUGCUGUGAAGUUAUAGUCUAUGGGAAUUAGGAAUAGACUGCAACAAGGCACAAUGCCGCGCUUCAAGACAAUUCUCGUGACCGGCGGAGCCGGGUACAUCGGCAGUCACUGCGUUGUAGACUUAGUCCAGGCUGGACAUGAAGUUGUUGCUAUAGACAACUUCGCCAAUGCAGUGGGAGAUGAUGACGGAUCACCGGCGUUGAGGAGAGAGGAAAUUACUGGGAAGAAGAUCACAUUUUACAAGGCUGAUUUGCUGGACAAGCCACAGAUCAGAGAUAUUUUUGAUAAGCACCCAAUAGACUGUGUCAUCCACUUCGCAGCGUUGAAAGCGGUCGGUGAAUCUAUGCAGCAGCCCCUUCUCUACUACCAGAAUAAUUUGCUUGGCAUGCUCAAUCUACUCGAGGUCAUGCGUUCACACGACUGCUUCCAAAUGGUAUUCUCAUCAUCCUGCACCGUGUAUGGGGAACCUAAACAUCUGCCAAUCACAGAAGACCACCCGACGGGGAGCAUCACAAAUGUCUACGGCAGGACUAAGUACUUCAUCGAAGAAAUGCUGAAAGAUUUGAGUGCAGCUGAUAAGAGAUGGAACAUAAUAUCCCUUCGCUACUUCAACCCAGUCGGUGCCCAUCCUUCUGGCCUGAUCGGCGAAGACCCAACCAAGGAGUUCACAAACCUGAUGCCUUUCAUGGCGCAAGUGGCGUUGGGCAAGAAACCUGUUCUUACUGUCUUCGGGAAUGAUUAUCAGACUCCUGAUGGCACAGGAGUGCGAGACUACAUUCAUGUCAUGGAUCUGGCUAGCGGACACGUUGCGGCUCUGAACCUGCUCAGUGAAAACCACGUUGGACUUAAGGUUUACAACCUUGGUACAGGCCGAGGUGUCUCCGUCAAAGAGUUAGUAGAAGUGUUUGAGAAGGUGACCAAUACAAAGAUCCCCCUAAAGUACGAAGACAGGAGACUGGGUGAUAUCACAGCUAUGUGGGCAGACGCGACACUCGCCAAGAACGAACUGAACUGGGUCACUAAACACACUAUUGAGGAGAUGUGUACUGACUUCUGGAGAUGGCAGACCAUGAACCCUAAUGGCUACCCGAAAAAAACCGUCAAAACCAGUGUCAUUGUGAAUGGAAAGAGUUAGGCAUUUGACUAUGACUUAUGUUACGCGUACUUAUUAUUAAUAAACUAGUGUAUUAAACGUC
This is a messenger RNA of Leguminivora glycinivorella, 1303 nucleotides long. RefSeq names its product UDP-glucose 4-epimerase-like. Gene Ontology annotation, cellular component: cytosol. Gene Ontology annotation, biological process: beta-D-galactose catabolic process via UDP-galactose, Leloir pathway. The record is from RefSeq and is a predicted model, not a curated record. Gene Ontology annotation, molecular function: UDP-glucose 4-epimerase activity. NCBI's taxonomy places the organism in Eukaryota, Metazoa, Arthropoda, Insecta, Lepidoptera, Tortricidae.